GUCUUUUGANGGGUCCAGAAAAGUUUCACAGAAACUUGAAGAUGGUGCCUGCUGAAUACGGUGCCAGCUCUGAUGUCGAAGAAACUUUGGAUUUGGACAAACCAGACAAGGAGACCAGAAUGUAG
Molecule: messenger RNA, 125 nt
Organism: Lodderomyces theae
Lineage: Eukaryota; Fungi; Ascomycota; Pichiomycetes; Serinales; Debaryomycetaceae
Exons: 1
Source: RefSeq, a predicted model, not a curated record